AUGGUCCACGUAACGAGCCUGGUCGUUUUUCUGACUUGUAUGGUUCUGUCCGAGGCCCAGCAUGAGCCUGGCUACUGUGCUUUCUAUGAGGAGUGUGGAACUAACCCACUGAUAGAUAAGCCCCUUAUUCCUGCUAUUGUCCCCUGUCUAAACUACAGCAGAGCCCGACUUGUCACAGGAAGUCACUACACUCAACUCAAAAAGGUGUGUCCCAUCUUGGACCGUGGCAAGAAGAACACUUACGCCUGCUGCUCAACUCAACAGUUGACAUCCCUUGAUAAGAGCCUGGCCCUGUCCAAGGCCGUGCUGAACCGUUGUCCCUCCUGCGCUGAGAACUUUGCCCACCUGCACUGCAUCAACACCUGCAGCCCCAACCAGAGCCAGACAGUGAAAAUCACAAAGGUCAUGAACCUCACUGAUGAUUCAAACGUGACGAGGGAGGUCGUGGUGGGUUACCAGGCGUUCCUCAGCGACACCUUUGCAGACGGGUCAUUCCAGUCCUGCAAAAAUGUCAGGAUACCUGCCACAGGGGGUUUCGCCAUCAGCACCAUGUGUGGACGAUACGGCGCCAAGCUGUGUACCGCUCAGCGCUGGUAUGACUUCCAGGGAGACUCCAGCAACGGCCUGGCUCCACUGGACAUCAACUUCAGGCUGAUAAAGGAGGGAUACACUGAGGGACUACCAGAGGGUGUGAUUCCCUACAACGGACGUGCACUGAAGUGUAACGAGACCACACCUUCAGGAGGCCAAGUCUGCUCCUGCCUAGACUGCCAAGAGUCGUGCCCGAGUAUACCUCCUCCACCGCUGCCCCCGGGUCCCUUCAGACUCUUGGGGACAGACGGCUUCCUUGUGAUCUCCAUCAUCUUGCUCUGUCUCCUGAUAUUUGCCUUCCUAUUGUACCUCUUUGUCUCUUACUGGGUGAUGUCUAAGAAGAGAGACGAUGAAAAGAAAGGAAAGAGGAAGGCGAACGGCAAAGACCAGAACAGUAAUGAGGUGACUCAGCGACUCAUUGACCCGUCGGAGGUGACGUGCGCUGACAGGAACAGCCUGGCAGCUCAAGCUUUCCUGAGCUCAUGGUUUCGGCACUGGGGAAUCCUCAUGGCCACUUAUCCUCUCACAGUGCUCCUGCUGUCGGCUGCGGUCGUGGCUGUUUUCGCUGCCGGCCUCAAAUCCAUCGAGCUCACCACUGACCCAGUGGAGCUGUGGUCCGCUCCCGACAGCCGGGCCCGCCAGGAGAAAAAGUUCCACGACACAUACUUUGACCCCUUCUUCAGGACCAACCAGCUGAUCUUGACAGCGCCAAACAGAAAGGGCUACAUUUAUGAUUCCUUGCUGUUUGGACCACAGAACUUUAGUGGGAUCAUAUCUAAGGAUCUCAUCAUCCAGCUGCUGGAGCUCCAGACACAAAUACAGAACAUUGAGUUCUGGUCAGAGGAUCUGAACCGCACAGCAAGUCUGAAGGAUGUGUGUUUCGCGCCUCUGAACCCAAACAACGUCUCCCUGACGGACUGUGCAACCAACAGUUUGCCACAGUACUUCCAGAACAGCCUGGACAACAUUAACGCUAAGGUGAACAUGACAGAGCUGGGGGUGACCAAAGAGGUGGACUGGAGAGACCACUUGAUCUACUGCCUCAACUCUCCUCUGUCCUUCAAAGACAUCACUGAUUUGGGGAUGAGCUGCAUGGCUGACUACGGCGCUCCAGUCUUCUCCUUUCUAGCAGUGGGAGGCUAUACGAAUGACGACUUCACCAAUGCCGAGGCUUUAAUCCUGACCUUCUCCCUCAACAACUACGCUCGCACCAACACCAAGUUUAAAGUGGCCAUGCAGUGGGAAACAGAGUUUCUUAAAAUUGUCCAAAAGUACCAGAAAAACCCUGCCAACAACUUCACCUUUGCAUACAUGGCAGAGAGGUCCCUGGAGGACGAGAUAAAUCGGACCACGUCAGAGGACAUCCCCAUCUUUAUGAUUAGCUAUGCUGUCAUCUUUCUUUACAUUUCUGUUGCUCUGGGAGAGUACACUUCAUGGAAACGCAUACUGGUGGACUCCAAGUUCCUGGUGGGUCUGGGUGGGAUCCUGGUGGUCGGCUGCUCUGUCCUGACUUCCAUGGGCUUCUACUCCUGGAUCGGCAUCCCCUCUUCGCUGGUCAUUCUGCAGGUUGUGCCCUUCCUGGUGCUCGCUGUAGGAGCUGACAACAUCUUCAUCUUUGUUCUGGAGUACCAGAGAGAUGCACGAAGACCUGAAGAAAAAAGAGAGGAGCAGAUUGGACGUGUCCUUGGAAACGUCGCUCCCAGCAUGCUCCUGUGCAGUCUGUCUGAGUCUAUCUGCUUCUUUCUAGGGGCCCUCUCCACCAUGCCAGCAGUCAAGACCUUCGCUCUGUACGCUGCUCUGGCUGUGCUCAUGGACUUCAUCCUGCAGAUGACGGCCUUUGUGGCGCUGCUGUCCCUGGAUGCCCGGCGCCAAGACAACAACCGCUGUGAACUGCUCUGCUGUGUCACAGUGUCAACGCAGCGUCCCAACAAGCCAAAUGAGGGCUUUCUGCUGCCCUUAAUGAGGAAAUACUACGCCCCCGUCCUACUGAGCCGCUACAGCAGGAUCUUAGUGAUGUUGGUUUUCAUCUUCAUGCUCUGUGGAUCUGUAUUCCUCAUGUUUAAUGUCACAGUUGGUCUGGAUCAGGAGCUGGCUAUGCCCAAGGGCUCUUAUAUGUUGGACUAUUUCCAGUUCUUGUACAAAUACUUUGAAGUUGGAGUUCCUGUUUACUUUGUCACAAAAAGGGGCUUCAACUUCACCACUGUGGAGGGCAUGAAUAGCGUCUGCUCCAGCGCGGGUUGUGAUGAAUUCUCACUAACCCAGAAGAUCCAGUACGCCACCAAUGACCCUGAUCUAUCCUACUUGGCUAUUCCUGCUAACUCUUGGGUGGAUGACUUCAUUGACUGGCUGAACCCUGGAUCAAAAUGUUGUCGUAUGUACACCACCGGUCAAAAUACUGGAAGCUUCUGUCCUGCAACUGAAACUGAUAACCGCUGUAGACGUAGAUGUAUGCCUAUUCCUCUGAAUGGCGUCCUCAGGCCAAGUGUAGAAAAAUUCAACCGUUUCCUCCCUGACUUCCUGGGUAACAGGCCUGACCUGCAGUGCCCCAAAGGUGGUCUUGGGGCCUACGACAAGGCCGUGGUGAGAGAUGCGAGCGGAGAAAUUAUAGCCUCUCGGUUCAUGGCUUACCACACACCUUUAACAAACUCUCAGGAGUUCACUGCUGCGCUGCUGAAGUCCAGAGAGCUGGCCUACAAUAUCACCAUGGGCAUGAGGAAAGUCAAUGGCACCUCACCUGACUUUGAAGUAUUUCCCUACACGGUAACGAAUGUGUUUUACGAGCAGUACCUGACUAUCGUGCCAGAGGGACUCUUCAACAUCUCGCUGUGUCUGCUGCCGACCUUCGUGGUGUGCUGCCUGCUUCUGGGCCUGGACCUGCGCUCCGGCCUGCUCAACCUGGCCACCAUAAUCAUGAUCGUCGUGGACACUGUGGGCGUCAUGACACUGUGGAGCAUCGACUACAACGCAGUGGCCCUUAUCAAUCUGGUCACGGCGGUGGGCAUCUCUGUGGAGUUUGUGUCACAUAUGACAAGAUCCUUUGCGCUCAGCACCAAGCCCUCACAUGUGGAAAGAGCAAUGGAGGCUACAGCCAAUAUGGGCAGUGCGGUAGUUGCUGGUGUUGCUAUGACCAACCUGCCGGGCAUCCUUGUGCUGGCGUUUGCCAAAGCACAGCUCAUCCAGAUCUUCUUCUUCCGGUUAAACCUGAUCAUCACACUUCUGGGGCUGGCUCAUGGACUCAUCUUCCUCCCUGUGCUGCUUAGCUACUUUGGUCCUGAUGUGAACAAGGCAGUGCUGCUGCAGCUGCAACAGGAGAAAGCAAAGGUCAGCCAGGAGCUGGAGACGGGGAGCCACAUGAGACAUGUCUAUGAUAACCUGAGCUAUGAAGACAUUGAGAUAAAACCGGAGCCAGACUCAAAUGCUGUCACAGCUGCAAGCGGACCUUCAACCAUUAUAGAAAAAGAGGAGAGAAGUGACCGUUUCUGAGCGCUGGCAACAAAAACAGUUUCUAUCAGCCCUGAUGAGUAAAUACCUCCAUAACAAGCUGCAAAAGGAUAGACACAGGAAUGGACAGAGAUAGUAAAAUAAGUCAUUAACUUAACUAUGUACCUCAAUCAGAAAUGGACCAGGGGACUGUCAACAACAUACAGUUGUGCAAUAUUUCUGAGCAAUGCAAGAUCGGACUGCUGCAAUAAGCAUCGACCCUCCUGUCUCAUCGAAAGAGAAACUAUGAGUCUCUCUUUACAGGCACUGCAGUUGGGCAGGAUUUGUUUUUCAGUUGUGGAAAUGUGCGACAGGACAGGAGGUCGACUAAUGUUCUUGAAUGAGUAAUGUUUUAUUUUUUUAUUGAGUAAUUAUUUUGUAUUUGAAGACUACACAUUAGUACUGUUUCGAGUGAUUCACUUACACCCCAGCAUUUCAUGAUAGUUUAUUCAAUUGCAGUAUGUUGCUAUUGCUGUAAAAUGUGCAAUCAGUGAGAAAAUGUUGAAUAUUUUUAUUGGUUAAGUAAAUAUCCUUAU
Hippoglossus stenolepis (Pacific halibut) is the source of this 4607-nucleotide messenger RNA. RefSeq names its product NPC1-like 1 (gene npc1l1). Gene Ontology annotation, molecular function: lipid carrier activity. The record is from RefSeq and is a predicted model, not a curated record. Bases 1 to 4074 code for a protein of 1357 amino acids. The transcript is spliced from 21 exons. Lineage: Eukaryota; Metazoa; Chordata; Actinopteri; Pleuronectiformes; Pleuronectidae. Gene Ontology annotation, cellular component: membrane.